AUGGAAAACAAUCUAUCACUUAAAGAAAAGAUCUAUAGGACUAUCCAUAUUCUAUGUUAUGAGAGAACUGAUAUCAAUUCCAAGUUGAUGACCGCUUGGUUUGGGCAUUAUGAACUAGGCUCAUAUAUUGCCUUCGAUUUGUCAUUUAGAGAGAAGAUCUAUAGGACCAUACAUAUUUUAAUCCAAGAGAGAGGUUCUAUUAUAUUCAAGUUGUUCAGCUUAUGGUUUGGAUGGUAUGACGGAGCCAUGUAUUACCACUAUAAUUUGUAUGAUAUAUUUAUCACAAGGCAAAUAUGGAUGUUUAAAAGACUUUUCAUGUUCCCAAUAGCGUAUUACACAUCAAUUAUAUUGAAUACUUUACAAAGACUAUGUGGUGAAUUCAAAGCACGGUUAAGUACAUGGGUUAAUACCAUAAACUUGGAUGCUGAAGAUGCUAUACACAAAACCUCUCAAAACGAUCAUAAAGUUCCAAACAUUUGUGAAGUGAAUAAUGUGUUCCCCAUGGAAAUUUGGGAAUUGAUUGCAAAUUAUGGUGAUUUAAAAACUUCAGUCAUGUUGAUGAUAAACAAGACAUUUUUUGUGACAUUCUCAUCAAAACUUUAUAAUACUUUGCAUUUAACAAUAGUUCUUAGUAAACUUACCAAAAUGAAACUUAAUGAUGAGAAUUUUUUGAAAUAUGGUCCUGAUGUAUUGAAUACACCAUGUGAUUCAUAUUCAAUCUAUAAAAGAAACAAGAUUAGUAAAUCUUUUGAUUAUGAAUUCUUGGAUACUGAAAUUGUUCCAGAUCAGACACUCAAUGAUAAACUUGGUGAAGGUUUAACUGAAGAGCAACAUGAACAUCCGAAGAGUAAGUUUAGUAUCGAGAGAGAUAAUAUACCAACAGAGGUUAGAAGAUUUUCUGAGAUCAAUCAUAUUAUUAAAAGUAUUAUUCAUAAUCCAAACUCAAAAAUGAAAUGUUUCAUCAAAGAAGUUCUUAUUGAUAUCUGUAUUUUGGAUGGAUCGAUAGAACUUGUUGGAAAGAACACUGGAGCUCUCAAUUUAAUCCGUGAAUUAAUGACAGCCAAAAAUAAAGAUAUUAUAAGAGCUUCAAGCUCGGUAAAUGGUAGAAACAAAGUUAUACCUGUUGAUGACAAUUUCCAAAGGAAUAGGUGGAGUGAUCCGAUUGAGUUAAUUACAAAAUGUGACCGAUCCUCAAAGAAAGCUUAUACUGCAACCAGGAAACCAAAAAUACUCGAUAUCUUCCCAUCCAAAAUUUAUUACAAAGAACUUUUAAUUGUUUACAUGCUUUCAAAAAAUAACUACUCCAGUAAACUAAGAAGAAGAUUAUUUUACGUCAAAAAUAGAGAACAUUUGAACAAGUGUAAUCCUGUUCGAUACUGGGAAAAACAAAUGAAACUCAAAUCAACUCCAAUCCAUAACAAUUUAGAUUUAAACUCACGCCAAAAGAUGACAUUUAACGCGCAACUUUGUGUUGACAUCAAAGGUCGAGAAUUUAAGACGAAAGCAGAUACCGUUGAAUUUUUACAAGAUUUGAUUGAAACUUUUAUUAAUCCAAAUUAUAUUAAAACAGGUGACUUCAACGCUAAAUCAUCCAUCUUGAUUACAGGUCCCUGUGAUAGUAAACCACAAAUGACUCACGAAUUCACUAGAAGAGCAAUAUUUGGUGGUGAUGGUUUGGUUAAUUAUGACAUGUUUAUGAUACUCGUAAAUAAAGCUUUUCAUAAAAACAAGGAAUAA
Molecule: messenger RNA, 1737 nt
Organism: Hansenula ciferrii
Lineage: Eukaryota; Fungi; Ascomycota; Saccharomycetes; Phaffomycetales; Wickerhamomycetaceae
Exons: 1
Coding region: 1-1737 (578 amino acids)
Source: RefSeq, a predicted model, not a curated record